Blastocystis hominis is the source of this 1266-nucleotide messenger RNA. RefSeq lists its product as hypothetical. Gene Ontology annotation, biological process: protein dephosphorylation. Gene Ontology annotation, molecular function: protein phosphatase activator activity. The transcript is spliced from 8 exons. Bases 1 to 1266 code for a protein of 421 amino acids. The record is from RefSeq and is a predicted model, not a curated record. Gene Ontology annotation, cellular component: protein phosphatase 4 complex; nucleoplasm. NCBI's taxonomy places the organism in Eukaryota, Bigyra, Opalinata, Blastocystidae.
AUGAAUACUGCUGUAUCCAAGGCCAGUCUUGGAGAAGAACACCAAAACCUGGCAAAACUGUUUUGUAUGGAGCCAGGGAAUGACUGGGAGGAGGUGUUCGUUGGCAUCUGCUCUGUUCUUCAACGAGUGAGUGUUUUUACCAAUUUGUUUGAAAGUGUAUUCACAAUAUGGAAGGUCCUCCCAAUGGUGAUUAACGAAAUGACUACAUAUGAAGCGGUGGAUGAAAUGUUACUAUUAUGGAAGGAAAGCAAGUUCUCCUACUCCUUGAGUUUUCUUCAGUCGGAGGACCGCGAUUCUAUCAUGAUGCUGAUUCAAGCCGCGCAAAAAGCGACCGCGGAGCAUCGCGCCACCAACGACAUUUCCGAAGAAGUGUCUCUAGAUCUCCCUUCCGUGUCCGUUGACUCUGUCCACGAGAUCUAUCUCAUUUUGUCCAAUGCUGACGUGAUCCAGCGCGAUUCGUUCAGAACUCUAUUAUGUAAAAAUGAAUACGCUUAUCUUCACGAUCUUUUGAACGUCUUUCCCCAGCUGGAAGAGCAGCACAAGCAGGACUCGCUCACCGAGUUGUACGACAUCUGUCACUUGAUCUUAGACUUGGGGUAUGAAGAUUUGGUGGGCGAGCUUUUCGCGGACGACAAUUUCAGCAAAUUCAUCGGAAUCAUGGAGUACAAGCCGGAACUGCCCUUCAAAGCGGAGUAUCGGCAGUUUUUCAACACGCAGGUGCAUUGCUGGAAUACUAUUCCGUGUCUGACGGAGGAGGUGAAGGCGUUGAUCCACAAACUCUAUCGCUUGAUCUUCUUCCGCGACGCCGUGGAUCCGCAACCCAUCAACGAGAUCAUUCCCUCCGCUUUAGGGAUUCAUAUCAUCGACACACAGCACAAAAUCGUUUUGUCCAUCGCUACAAAUACCGCGAUUCUUGAUAUGAUUCUGGCGUGGCUGAAAGGAAAGAACUCGGAACGAAAGGUGUCGAUUGGAAUUUUGACGGAAUUGAUGUUUCACACGAAGGAAUUGGGUGUUGAAGAACAAGAAUUGAUCGUGAAAAAGCUGGAAGGUUCGACGGAUCGGCUUUCGAAUUCGCUUUUUGAAUUGCUGGGCGAGCGAAGCGUGGAGGAGCACGAUGUGUCGAGGCUGAUGAACAUUCUGGAUUAUCGCGUGUCGUUCAAUAGCGAGUCGUUCCGCGAGUUCGUUCUGGCGAAGAAGUGCGGAUUGUUCGAGAUAGUGAUGAGCAAGCUGAUCGAUGAUGUAUGUUGUUUUAUAAUGUUGUUUUGA